AUGUCCACACCCUUCAGCUUCGGCACGCCUAGUGCUACCCCGGGCACUUCGGCCCCGGCAUCCGGUGGUUUGUUUGGGGCAACAUCAGGAGCAAGCAGCACCCCGACCUUCAGUUUUGGCAACAAAUCGUCAACUCCAGCCACGGGAGCCGGCACUGCUCAACCAAGUACCGGCGGCGGGCUGUUUGGCAAUUCGAGCUCUACCGCGACAUCACAGCCACCGUCGAUUUUUGGGGCCAAACCCGCAAGCACAACGACGGCGCCAGCAGCCAAGUCUGGUACCCCGUUGUUCGGAGCCAGUAAUACUGGGAGCAGCGGCGGUCUCUUUGGGAAUGCCUCCAAGCCAGCUCAGACCGGAGGGCUUUUUGGUUCGGCAGCAACUCCGCCUGCUACAACUAAUGCCUCGUCUACCCCAACGUUUGGCGGCGCCGCGGGUGCUGCCUCCACUACUCCCUCAACAGGAGGCCUCUUCGCUGGCACAAACUCUGGUGCUACUCUGGGUUCGACAACACCUUCAAAGCCGCUGUUUUCAAUGCCCUCGACGACACCUGCUGGGCCCCCUCCCAGCGCAGCUGCGAAACCAGGCCUGUUUGGAGCUGCACCGGCAUCAUCGGGCGCCACACAAGCUCCGACGUUAACAUUCGGAGCUGCCAAGACCAGCGCCACACCGGCUGCUUCCAGUACACCCUCGUCGCAACCCGCAGCUUCGGCCGCUCCUCUGUUUGGUGGCACGAGUCAGCCAAGUAGCACAGGGCCUUCGUUGUUUGGUGGUGCAUCGGCGGCACCUGCGGCAUCCGGCGGCUUGUUUGGAAACAAGCCAGCAUCAACAGAAGCCCCAGCCUCGGGCGGCCUAUUUGGCGCGAAAAGUGCCAUACCUUCCACCCAGCCUGCAUCAACUGGCGGCCUAUUUGGCUCCGCUUCUGCAGCAUCUACCACCCCAGCCAGCACCGCCGCAACCACGGCGACUCCCGCGGCUGCUCCCUCUAGUCUGUUCGGCGCCACCGCUAAAACUGCCACCACGUCUGCCGCAUCGGCAGCGCCGGCUACAACAACCACGGCUGCGUCGACAACAUCAUUGUUCGGUUCGGCUGCGGCGCCGGCUACUACAACCGCAGCUGCUGCGAAGCCAUCAUUAUUUGGUUCGGCGGCGGCGGCGGCGGCGCCAGCCACCACAACGGCAGCCGCGGCUCCUUCAUCUCUGUUCGGCUCAGCGGCAGCACCGGCAGCGUCUACAGCCCCCUCUACGACUGCGGGCACGACGACUGCGGGCUCGACUGUUCUUGGCGGGCUCAAGCCUGCAACUGCAGCUGAUGCAGCUAAGAGUACCACAGGCGCUGCUAGCCAACCUGCUUCGUCGGCUCUGAAUACUUCAACAAUGGGACCCACCUCAUCACUGCCGAGACUGAAGAACAAGACUAUGGAUGAGAUUAUGACACGGUGGGCAACCGACCUCAACAAGUAUCAAAAGGAGUUCAAGGAUCAGGCAUCCAAGGUUGCAGCUUGGGAUCGGCUCCUUGUUGAAAACGGAGAGAAGAUUCAAAAGCUGUACUUGGAGACAUACGAGGCUGAGCGUGCCAGCAACGAGAUCGAACGGCAAUUGCAAUCUGUCGAGAGCCAGCAAGAUGAGCUUGCGUCUUGGCUUGACCGUUACGAGCAGGAAGUCAACGAUAUGUUUUCCCGACAAGUUGGCAAGGAUGAGCAACUUGCCGGGCCCGAUCAGGAGCGUGAGCGUACAUACAAGCUCGCCGAACGCCUUACUGAUCGCCUAGACGAGAUGGGCAAGGAUCUGGGCAAGAUGAUCAAGGAGAUCAACGAAAUCUCUGGCACAAUCAGCAAGGGCAGCAAACCUGAUGACCCCCUUGCGCAAAUCGUUCGCGUUCUCAACGGACAUCUCAGCCAACUACAAUGGAUCGACACCAACGCAUCGGCGCUUCAAGCCAAGGUCGCAGCGGCCCAAAAGGCCGGAAACAGCACUGGCGGACAUGGCGGUGACGAUGGUGAUGCCACUGACAGCUUCUAUCGCUCAUACAUGGGACGCCGUUAG
Messenger RNA from Pyricularia pennisetigena, 2043 nucleotides. RefSeq lists its product as uncharacterized. Gene Ontology annotation, biological process: RNA export from nucleus; protein import into nucleus. NCBI's taxonomy places the organism in Eukaryota, Fungi, Ascomycota, Sordariomycetes, Magnaporthales, Pyriculariaceae. Bases 1 to 2043 code for a protein of 680 amino acids. Gene Ontology annotation, cellular component: nuclear pore central transport channel; nuclear pore. Gene Ontology annotation, molecular function: structural constituent of nuclear pore; phospholipid binding. The record is from RefSeq and is a predicted model, not a curated record. The transcript has 2 exons.